CCCGGUUUUGCCGAGGAGGUAAUCUUGAAUCGUGAUACCAAUGUACAGUGUGACCCAAAUCUGCUGCCACAACCGGAUCACGUCAUGGUCAAUCACAUGUAUGCAUUAUCGAUCAAAGACGGAGUGAUUGUCCUAUCUGCCAUCACGCGCUAUCGCCAAAAAUUCGUUUCCACCGUUCUGUAUAAGCCAAUAUAG
Molecule: messenger RNA, 195 nt
Organism: Echinostoma caproni
Lineage: Eukaryota; Metazoa; Platyhelminthes; Trematoda; Plagiorchiida; Echinostomatidae
Source: the annotation of a GenBank genome assembly